Molecule: messenger RNA, 701 nt
Organism: Centruroides sculpturatus (bark scorpion)
Lineage: Eukaryota; Metazoa; Arthropoda; Arachnida; Scorpiones; Buthidae
Exons: 4
Coding region: 132-665 (177 amino acids)
Source: RefSeq, a predicted model, not a curated record
AAAAAAAUCCAAAAUUCUUCUUAAAUUCCCGCUUUUUUUAACGCGUAACAAACGAAUUCAACAAUUGAUGUUGUUGUUGUUGCGUAGUUUUGCUCUUGGACGAAGAGUGCGAUUUGGAAAGCGAUUCGAAGAUGUUUUUUGAUGGUAGAGAGUAUCGACCCCUGCCCCAUCCUCCUGGGGAGGGAUUGGAUGUGGAUGUGCGAAGAUUCGUCAGUCCACAAAAUUUGGAUUAUGUUAAGUUUCGAGGCAGAAAGUUGAAGAAAGGCCUCUCGAAGCAGUACGAACCCUCGACCGGUGCUUUCGAAGGUUUGGACGUUUUUGAAAAUAACAUCAAGCCUGCUUAUAGAAAAGCUGUGAUGAAGGUUCGACCAAUCUGUCAGACGGCCUGCCAACGUUUUAACAGUGAGAGAUUGGUCGAAGAUGUGGAGGAUGAAGGAGUGAACAAUAGAGAGAGCGUGAUUCCUCCACGAAGCACCAAAGAGAACGAAGACCCGGCAGAGCACGAAGAUUGCGUGCAAGAUAAUCCUGGCCAUUCCAGGGAUAGAAAUACAUUGAAGAAAGUCGGGUCGUUCUUUAAGAGCAUGUGGAAACCCGUUAAGAGAUCCGUGCAGAAGGUGUGUAAAAUGGCCAGAAGUGGAGAAUGCGAGUACGUUCGGUUCGAGUAAGGAUCUCUUUGCUUCCAUCUGUCAAAUUCGACAAUA